AUGGCAGCUUGGGGCUCCAUUGUGCUUGCGACCAGCCAAGCCGGCAGCUCAUCAGUUACUUAUCAGAGUGGCCCGCUUGACACUGUAUUCAGCAAGUUUGUCGAGUCUGGAAGCCUCGAUAGAACUUUACCGACCCAUGGGAGAGGUAAUUGGAUUGCUUUUGCUCAGAAGCUCAGCACGGUGUCUACCACUUCAACUUCCUCCGUCACAUUCGCUGUGGGCCAGUACAGAGAUAAUGUGGUCAAUUACCUGGGCAAUGACCAAGUUGGGUUCUUCAAGUCAAAGUACCGUAAUGUGCUAGAAACCGUCGAUGCCUUUUUGAACGAUUAUCAGUCAGCAUACGUGGAAUCUCAAACCUUGGACAAGGCCAUUAUUAGCGAGACGAGUUCGAUCUCUAGCAAUUAUACUGAUCUGACGACAGCAGCCGUACGGCAAUGCUAUGGCGCCAUGGAAAUCACACUUCCCGCCAGCAACACUGCUGACACGAGCAAUCCAUACGUCUUCUUGAAAGAGAUAUCCACGAACGGAGAUGUAAAUACUGUCGACGUAGUAUAUCCAACCUCUACCAUCCUAGGUGUCAUGAGCCCAGAUUGGAUCAAGUAUUUGCUUGAACCGGUUGCCAUAUUCUCCGAGAGCCCAGCAUGGACUGCUGACUAUGUGGUGCACGACCUUGGCACCUAUCCUGUAGCAACCGGACGUACCAACGCUACUUCCGAGAAAAUCCUUCUUGAAGCCACGGGUGGUUUUCUGAUAAUGGUAUACCAAUACCAGCAACUGACCGGCGACGAAACCUGGGCCCAAUCGCACAGAAAGCUCUUCCAGCAAUUCGCCGACUACCUCAAAACCAGCGGUCUGAACCCUUCACUGCAAUAUGACACCGUCGACUCGAUCAAAGCAACCGCCAAGCAAACAAACUUGGCCAUAACAUCCGCCAUAGGCCUGAAAGCCUACGGAGCGCUAACAGGCAACCAAGCUUACACACGGACAGCUCAGAGCUUCGCCAGGACGAUAUACACGCAAGGACUCGGCACGAACCUCAACAGCAACGGCACAUUCACCAACGGCACUCCCCAGCAUUUCACCUACAACUACGGCAUGUCCACAUCAUGGGGCACGGUCUUCAAUCUCUUCCCGGACCAAUACCUCAAUCUGAGCACCUUCCCGACCGCCGCAGUCUCAAUGCAGUGCUCCUGGUACAUGUCGCAAGCCACGAGCGUUGGCAUUCCCUACGCGAGCGUACAGGAUGAUAUCGCCAAUGGGAUGUGGGACAUGUGGAUUGCGGCGACCUGCCCAACCGAUGUCGACACCAUCAUUGGUUUUGAGCAUGCGUUUUUUACCAAUGGCAAGAAUACGGUGCCGUUUGCUGAUCGGUUUUACGUGAAUGGGAGUCGGGCGGGGACGUUUGUGACGGCGCAUGCGAGACCGACGUUGGGGACGACGUUUGCGAUUUUAUUGGGGAAGGGGAUCAGUUUCACGAAGGCCUUUACUUUGCAUGGAGUACAUAAAUAUGACGGCGCGUAA
This is a messenger RNA of Letharia columbiana, 1521 nucleotides long. RefSeq lists its product as uncharacterized. NCBI's taxonomy places the organism in Eukaryota, Fungi, Ascomycota, Lecanoromycetes, Lecanorales, Parmeliaceae. The transcript has 3 exons. The record is from RefSeq and is a predicted model, not a curated record. Bases 1 to 1521 code for a protein of 506 amino acids. Gene Ontology annotation, biological process: carbohydrate metabolic process.